AGUGGAGAGAAGCGACCUACGAGUAGAGGGAAGUCUGCCCGCAAGAUCCGUCUCCAUCGUUGUUGUUUUUUGGUAAUAAUGACCCCUAAAAUAUGGAGAACAUAAACUAGCCGUUUCACACUAUCGGAAGAUAUCGAUAUUAUAGGUCUUCGUCCCUCCGAAAGAUACAAAAGGAAUGGUGAAAAUUGUAAUGUUACAGAAGGAACUAGGAUUCAGGGGGACGGGGGAGUGUGAAUCAAGAGGGUUGUGAACAAGUCUAGAGAGGUGAGCUGUUUGCAGAGGUAACCUAAAACAAAAGGUCAAAGGCUGAACAUUUAGGAUAAGCAACGUUAAUUACCAAGGUACCAAAGAAGCAACAGACGUAGCGUUAGCUACUAGCGAAAUGGAGCUGAGAGUGGGGAACCGGUACAGACUGGGCAGAAAAAUCGGAAGCGGGUCUUUCGGGGAUAUCUAUUUAGGCACAGAUAUUUCAGUGGGGGAGGAGGUUGCCAUUAAGUUGGAAUGUGUGAAGACCAAACACCCCCAACUCCACAUCGAAAGCAAGAUCUACAAGAUGAUGCAAGGAGGAGUGGGCAUUCCAACAAUAAAGUGGUGCGGAGCAGAAGGUGAUUACAAUGUGAUGGUGAUGGAACUGCUGGGGCCCAGUCUGGAGGAUCUCUUCAACUUUUGCUCCCGCAAGUUCAGUCUUAAGACAGUCCUGCUGCUUGCUGAUCAGAUGAUCAGUCGCAUUGAGUACAUUCACUCCAAGAACUUCAUCCACAGAGAUGUGAAGCCUGAUAACUUCCUGAUGGGACUGGGCAAAAAGGGCAACCUGGUCUACAUUAUUGACUUUGGCCUUGCUAAAAAAUACCGUGAUGCUCGUACACACCAGCACAUCCCCUACCGCGAGAACAAGAACCUGACUGGCACUGCACGCUACGCCUCAAUCAACACACAUCUGGGGAUUGAGCAGUCGAGGCGCGAUGACCUGGAGUCAUUGGGCUAUGUUCUUAUGUAUUUUAAUCUGGGCUCACUGCCUUGGCAAGGCCUUAAGGCUGCUACCAAGAGGCAGAAGUAUGAACGUAUUAGUGAGAAGAAAAUGUCCACCCCCAUUGAGGUGCUUUGCAAGGGAUACCCUUCUGAGUUUGCAACCUACCUUAACUUUUGUCGCUCCCUGCGUUUCGAUGACAAGCCGGACUACUCUUACCUUCGACAGCUUUUCAGGAACCUGUUCCACAGACAGGGCUUCUCAUAUGACUAUGUAUUUGAUUGGAACAUGCUCAAGUUUGGAGCCAACCGUGCAGCAGAGGAAGCAGAGAGAGAGCGUCGAGACCGGGAGGACAGGCUGAGGCACGGCAGAAACCCAGGGGCCAGAGGAAUACCUGCUGCAUCAGGACGUCCACGAGGAACCCAAGACGGAGCCCCGCUAACGCCAACCUCACACACAGCAAACACAUCCCCUCGACAGGUGUCUGGUAUGGAACGUGAACGAAAGGUUAGCAUGCGACUGCAUCGCGGGGCUCCUGUCAACGUUUCAUCCUCAGAUCUAACAGGGCGGCUGGAUACCUCUCGCAUGUCCACCUCACAGAAUAGCAUUCCCUACGAGCAUCACGCCAAGUAGACGCUCGCCACGUCCUUGUGUGACGGCGGCAACACUGGAUGGUGUCCGUUGUACCACCUGCUGGUCUUCAUCUUCUAGUUCCUCGAUGAGCCCCCACAGUGCAACCUGGCAGACCAAGCUAUGAAGCAAUCUGACUCCUAAUACUACCACCACAACUAUUAAUUAUUACUACUAGAGCUACUAUUGGAAGCCAGCUUCUGACUCAGCACAAACUGCUUUGUGAAUGACUACUCACAGCACUGCUGCCUCUUUCAGAAUCAGCUGUCACUGGGCAGUGCUUUGUCCAGUGAAAACAUGGCAACCCAGCAAUCUUUUGUAGGAUAUUGACUGGCUGACGAAACAGCAGUUAUCGACACUGGCUCCUCCUUCCUCUGAGGAAACUUUUGUCAUUGACGACCCUACAUUUCCACUGUCACUGUCUGCUAUUCAAACUGACCCACUGUACAUAUAAGUAUGGGUAGCUUUUGGGGUGUGAAGUUUUAGUUUUGGUAUUUACAGUGUUCACUCUCUCCUUCCACCAGCUGCUUUUCUUGUUUUUAACAAUCACCACCACUGAUAGCUCUAUUCAGUAUCUGUAAAACUCAUUGGUAUUUAAUAAAAGAAACUACUACUUUGCAUGUUCUAGAGGUGAGUCUUCAGAUUCAGGUGUGGAACUUAAGUACUGGUUGAACCCAUGAACAUAUCAAAAAUAUGCUUUGGUAGCUUGGGUGCAAAAGGUUGGGUAUUCACCCAUUUGUUAUUCUGUCUGUUCUCCAGACUCUGGUGUAUUGUCCAAUGAGCCUUGUUCUCUUUCUAGCGUUCUGUGCAAAGUAAGUGCACUUUGUGAGGGGAGCAAGGACAUUAUCUUGACAUAGUUUACCAGAUGUCCAUUCACUGUAUACAGAUGAAACAUUCUCAUUUUUGUUAUUUGUAUUGUUUCAAUCUGUGAAUUUCUUGUAAUAAUGAUGUGUAAAUGUUUUUUCAUGUUUGUUUUCACUGAACUGUGGGGAUGAGAAGAUGAUGUCUAAGCUUGGUCCAGGAACCAAGCUGCUGCAGGUUUGUGCUGCCCCAAAUGUGGUAGUUUCUUAUCUUUCUGCUCCUUCAGAGCCAUGGAGUUAAUACAGAAAGCAGUCUUGUUGGCUCGCUGAAUGUGAAAGACAUCUUGUAUGACAGCUACUGCUCUCUGUAUGAGAUGUUAAGUGAUCCUGCACCAGUAUCAUAUAUUGUCAUGGGCAUGGAAAACACAUUCUUUAUGACAACAUCAACAACUAUUGAAAUGACUCUGUUGAGAGGAAAGCUGACCAUCUUUUCACAGGCUUUUCCACCAGCAGUGUUAUGUUGUGUUAUUUUUUUAAUAUAUAUAUAUAUAUAUAUAUGUAUAUAUAUGUAGCUCAACUUGCCAUAGUUUUGGCUAUGAUGAAUGACUUUACCAAGCCUGUUGUAAUUAUUUCUUGCUGCUGCUCUUUCUGUAGUUUUUGAUUUUGACUUUUGACCUCUUUGGUCAGCUGCUCUACACCUAUUGAAUUAUGUAAGCAACUAGAUCAGCAAGAGUUACUUUCUCACAUUUAUAUUUGGCACUGUAUUUGUGUACUUAAACUGUAAAUAAAUGAGCAACUUGUACCUUUUAUGCCAUUACUUUAA
Chelmon rostratus (copperband butterflyfish) is the source of this 3220-nucleotide messenger RNA. RefSeq names its product casein kinase 1, delta b (gene csnk1db). Gene Ontology annotation, molecular function: protein serine/threonine kinase activity; ATP binding. Gene Ontology annotation, biological process: endocytosis; signal transduction; peptidyl-serine phosphorylation. The transcript has 10 exons. The record is from RefSeq and is a predicted model, not a curated record. Gene Ontology annotation, cellular component: nucleus; cytoplasm. The coding region runs from base 383 to 1600 and encodes 405 amino acids. NCBI's taxonomy places the organism in Eukaryota, Metazoa, Chordata, Actinopteri, Chaetodontiformes, Chaetodontidae.